UUUAUAUCCCCCGCUUCCUCUUUCUUCCCCACAAUUAUCCUCCUCCACACAUCCAUGGGCAGAUCUCCUUGCUGCGAGAAAGAGCACACCAACAAAGGAGCCUGGACCAAAGAGGAAGACCAACGCCUCAUCAACUACAUCAAGGUCCAUGGCGAAGGUUGCUGGAGAUCCCUCCCCAAAGCUGCUGGCUUGCUUAGAUGUGGCAAGAGUUGCAGACUCCGAUGGAUUAACUAUCUCCGACCUGAUCUCAAGCGAGGCAACUUCACUGAGGAAGAAGACGAGCUCAUCAUUAGCCUCCACAGCCUCCUUGGCAACAAAUGGUCUUUAAUCGCGGCGAGGUUACCGGGCAGAACCGACAAUGAGAUCAAGAACUACUGGAACACCCACAUCAAACGCAAACUCUACAGCCGCGGUAUUGACCCCCAAACGCAUCGACCGCUCAACGCGGCUGCCGCAGCAACCACCGAUACCGGUGCCGUCGUCAGCAGCAGCAACGACGGCGGUAAUAACAAUAACAGCAAGUUCCAGUUGGUGACUGAGUUGGGUAGCGCCAACAACAAUAAUGCUACAAAGAUCGUAAAAACCGAAUCGCCCUGCGAGGACUCCAACAGCAGCAGUGGGGUUACCACAGAAGAAGCCGCCUGUGCACAUGCUCAGCUCAACUUGGAGCUCACCAUAGGCCUUCCCUCUGAUCAGCCUUCUUCUGUAAACCAGGACAAGUUUAAACAACGACAGCCACAAGAGCAUCCUCGGCCAGAACAAGUGUUGUACCACUGGUAUGGCAACUUUAGUAGUGCUGGUCAAGGUGUGUGUUUGUGUUACGGUCUAGGGUUUCAAAGUAAGGAUCAAGCAUGUAGCUGCAAAUUAGCCAUGGGUGCUGUCGUGGUUGCUCCUAAUGCUAGUAGCCCUCCUACUGUUACUGAAACUGCGACCGAUACCAUGUAUAGAUUUUACACCCCCAUGAAUAUUUAGAGAGAGAGAGAGAGCUUUUAAUUAGGAAUCAUUUGGGUACUAAUCUCAACGCUUACUUUGUAAUGUUGUGGUUAUUACAUGUUAGUUGCAAAAUGAUCAAUUAAAAUAGACGCUCUGCAGAAUUCCUUGGAAUUCUCAGAUAUAAUUUUGGGUCCAUACA
Messenger RNA from Neltuma alba, 1132 nucleotides. Its product is annotated as transcription repressor MYB6-like. The transcript is spliced from 3 exons. The record is from RefSeq and is a predicted model, not a curated record. Bases 55 to 972 code for a protein of 305 amino acids. NCBI's taxonomy places the organism in Eukaryota, Viridiplantae, Streptophyta, Magnoliopsida, Fabales, Fabaceae.